Molecule: messenger RNA, 960 nt
Organism: Stylophora pistillata
Lineage: Eukaryota; Metazoa; Cnidaria; Anthozoa; Scleractinia; Pocilloporidae
Biological process (GO): mitochondrial translation
Cellular component (GO): ribosome; mitochondrial small ribosomal subunit
Molecular function (GO): structural constituent of ribosome; small ribosomal subunit rRNA binding
Source: RefSeq, a predicted model, not a curated record
CCAAAAUGGCUUCUCGAGUGAUGUUUUCGCGUGUAAAGUUUCUAGGUUAUGUCGCUUUUAGUGAACUGAAUUUUGUUCGUUCGCCCAUGCUUUUCGGCCGUCAAUGCAUGAUAAACGCCAGUUACGCGACUUAUUCACAGAAAUGGAAAAGAAAUGACGAUCCAAUGGAAAGAACUGUAUCAACACGUUUGAUACAAAAUGCACUUGGUUUUAGAAGAUUCACUUUGCAACAUUGGCAUGGUAUAACAGCAUCCAAACUCACAGUGGACAAUGCCAAGGAUAAUGAUGAAAACAUUGGAUGCCCAAUCUGCAGAAGAAACAUAACCUUUACUUAUAAAGAUGUAUUGUUCUUAUCACAGUUUAUGUCUCCAAAAGGUUAUAUCCUUAAUCGGAGAGUGACCGGUGUUUGCAAGAAGCAGCAGAGGAAAUUAGAGAAGGCUAUCAGAAUAUCACAGAGACUAGGGGUUCUUCCUAAACUGUCACCAAUACUGAUAAGAGAAAUGGAAAGCCAGAAGCAGAGUCAGAAAUAAAGUCGGUUACAAACUAGAGUUGCUGGUCACUUUGUGAUCAACAUCCAGCCGAAUAUGAUGUCUUUAGAUUUCAAACACUGAAAGUUGGAUCAUGUUUUUCACAAUUUUUAGGCCCAGUCUCACACUAGUGGUAAAACAAGAGAAGAUAAGUCCUCAGAAAGAACUGUUGCCCAAUAUAUUUUGGCAGAAUGGAAGGCUAGCAUAAUAGUAUGUUUGUUCUAGGUCUAUUAAAUGACAACUCACUCUAUUAGCAGUGAUUUUAUCACUCUUCAAGAACAAUGGAAACGGAAUAGUAUGGUUGUUUGGUAUGUCAUUCAAAUGGCAGCAAACUCAUUAUUAUUUCUGCACUGGUUGUGCAUGACUAAAAUAAGUGACAAGCUUUAAAUAAAUAUAAUAACACAACAUUAAAAGACACUUUUCUUUCUAUGCA